CUCUCCGCCGGCGUUCAAUCGUGAAGCGGAUUGACGGUUGCAGCCUCGGUAUGUGGCGCAUGAGUGUGCGUUUCGGGAUGUAACAGCGGUCUCCCGGAGUAGCGAUACCAAAUUAAAUCAUACCUUACACCCGAAGGAGUUAGAUGAUAGGAUACCUGAGAGAAGUGGGCACAGCAUAGGGAAGUAUACGACAGUACGGAGCGGGGGGAAAGACGUGGAGCGGGGCAGCAGCAAAUCCAGCCGACACUGCGCGCAGAAAUGGCGGAGCAACACGCAGCCAGCGACGGCAAGCACAAAGCGUCCACCAACGCCGGUGGCUCGGUGCACGGGAACAGUCGACCCGGCGCCGCGGGUGGAGGAGGGGGCAAAGGAGGCCUGUCUGGCGGACUGACACAGCCAGCUGGGUGGCAGUCUUUACUCUCGUUUAGCAUUCUUUUUCUGGCCUGCCUGGCGGGAUUCAGCUCCAGACUUUUUGCGGUGAUCCGGUUCGAGAGCAUCAUCCACGAGUUCGACCCGUGGUUCAACUACAGAUCAACACACCAUCUCACCACCAAUGGCUUCUAUGAGUUCCUCAAUUGGUUCGAUGAAAGGGCGUGGUACCCCUUGGGGAGGAUCGUGGGUGGCACAGUGUACCCAGGGCUCAUGGCGACUGCAGGCCUUAUCCACUACGUGCUCAACAUGCUCCACAUCACCGUCCACAUUCGUGAUGUGUGCGUCUUUCUUGCGCCUGUGUUCAGCGGCCUGACCGCCAUCUCCACCUUCCUGCUAACCCGGGAGCUGUGGAACCAGGGUGCCGGGCUGCUGGCAGCCUGCUUCAUCGCCAUCGUCCCCGGUUAUAUCUCUCGCUCCGUCGCCGGCUCCUUUGACAAUGAGGGCAUCGCCAUCUUCGCCCUGCAGUUCACCUACUACCUCUGGGUCAAAUCGGUGAAGACGGGCUCCGUAUUCUGGACCAUUGGCUGUUGUCUGUCCUAUUUCUACAUGGUGUCGGCGUGGGGAGGUUACGUGUUUAUUAUCAACCUGAUCCCGCUGCAUGUGUUUGUGCUGCUCCUGAUGCAACGCUACAGUAGGAGAGUCUAUAUCGCUUACAGCACUUUCUACAUUGUGGGCCUCAUACUGUCCAUGCAGGUCCCUUUCGUCGGCUUCCAGCCAAUCAGGACGAGUGAGCACAUGGCUGCUGCUGGUGUGUUUGCACUCCUCCAAGCCUAUGCGUUCCUGCAGUACCUAAAGGACAGGCUGACCAGACAGGAAUUCCAGACACUGUUCUUCCUCGGAGUCUCUCUCGCUGCUGGUGUGGUCUUCCUCACAGUGAUCUAUCUCACAUACACAGGAUACAUUGCUCCGUGGAGUGGUCGUUUCUACUCUCUCUGGGACACCGGCUACGCUAAGAUCCACAUCCCCAUCAUAGCGUCGGUGUCGGAGCACCAGCCGACGACGUGGGUGUCCUUCUUCUUUGACCUCCACAUCCUGGUCUGCACCUUCCCAGCGGGCCUCUGGUUCUGCAUCAAGAACAUCAACGAUGAACGCGUGUUUGUGGCUCUCUAUGCCAUCAGUGCAGUCUAUUUUGCCGGCGUGAUGGUGCGUCUGAUGCUGACUCUGACUCCGGUCGUCUGCAUGCUGUCAGCCGUGGCUUUCUCCAGCGUCUUUGAGCAUUACAUGGGAGACGACACAAAGAGGGAGAAACCCCCUGCUGAGGACAGCAGCGACGAAGAUGACAAGAGGAACUCCGGGAACCUCUACGACAAGGCCGGCAAGGUGCGCAAACACGUGUCGGAGCAGGAGAAAGCAGAGGAGGGUUUGGGUCCAAAUAUCAAAUCCAUAGUCACCAUGCUCAUGUUGAUGCUGCUCAUGAUGUUCGCCGUCCACUGCACGUGGGUCACCAGCAACGCCUACUCCAGCCCCAGCGUGGUGCUCGCCUCAUACAACCACGACGGGACGCGUAACAUCCUGGAUGACUUCAGGGAGGCUUACUACUGGUUAAGACAGAAUACUGAUGAGCACGCACGUGUCAUGUCCUGGUGGGACUACGGUUAUCAGAUAGCGGGCAUGGCUAACAGGACCACUUUAGUGGACAAUAACACGUGGAACAACAGUCACAUAGCGCUGGUGGGGAAAGCCAUGUCUUCCAAUGAGAGUGCAGCCUACCAGAUCAUGAGGUCCCUGGACGUGGACUAUGUGCUGAUCAUCUUCGGAGGUGUAAUUGGUUACUCGGGCGACGAUAUUAACAAGUUCCUGUGGAUGGUGAGGAUUGCCGAGGGUGAGCACCCUAAGGACAUCAGGGAGAGCGACUACUUCACUCCUCAGGGAGAGUUCAGAGUGGAUAAGGCGGGUUCACCAACUCUGCUCAACUGCCUCAUGUACAAGAUGUCUUACUAUCGCUUUGGUGAAAUGCAGCUGGAUUUUAGGACGCCGCCUGGCUUUGACCGGACACGUAACGUUGAGAUCGGCAACAAGGACAUUAAGUUCAAGUACCUGGAGGAGGCGUUCACUUCAGAGCACUGGCUGGUCAGGAUCUACAAGGUGAAGGACCUGGAAAACAGAGAGCCGCUCGACCACAAGCUCCGUAGUGUCGUGCCCAAGCAGAAGUACACCUCCAAAAAGACCGCCAAGAGGAAGCGAGGGCACAUCAAGAACAAACUUGCCAUGAAGAAGGGCAAGAAACUCCAAAAAAAAUAACGGCGACGAAUCGUGAACUGUAGGAGAACAAACGUGAAGAAACCUCUAAACACCAAUGAUGAAGAACACAGGUGCUGUUUUAUCUGGCAGUUGGUCUCGGGCGCUUGUCUCUAGAGCGCCCUCGUGUGUCGAGGAUGUGUCAUAUCUGGUUAGCUCCAGAAUUGUCGUUCGUUUUUUUUGGUUUUUUUUCCUGAGGACGUUUGUCUUGCUUUUUCUUCUACUGUUUUUUUUUUUUUUUUCCAAUUCUUUUUAUUUUUUAUUUUUUUUAUUACUUUGUACUUGAAUGUGUGGUGAGGCAUAGGGCUGCUUUACUGGGUCCAGCGUUGAUUUAAUUUUUGUGAUGUUAAUUAACUGCUUAUCAGUACAGGGAUCGGGUGAAGGCGAAACAAGAGAAGACUAGGAACAUUUGCACCAAAGACCCAUCGACCUUGCUCCGUGGCACAUGUGAACUCAUUACUGGGAGCGAGGAGGCAAAGCAGUGAAAGCCGAGGACUUUGUUCCUGACUCGUGUACAGAAGGACAGUAUGCGGUAUGGAGGAACGUCACCGUCUACGCACAGCCCUUCUGUAAUAUUAACCUUUUUGUCAUCAUCUCUUUUCGGUCUUCUGCCUGGCUUCCUGACCCCUGUUUUCCCCACAGAUUCUCUGGGGAGAGAAAUUGGCCUAAUAUGUAAAUAUGCGAUAUAAAGAGAAACUGUCUAAAAGGAUGAUAAUAUAUUGGAUUGUUGUGGUGACUUUUUAAAUAUGCAGUUUCUGGGGUUUUUUGUUUAGUUUUUUUUUCUUCCCAGUUUUUGUGCGAUUGUUUGAUUUUUGUUUGACAGCAUUUAGAACAGUGAAUGCAAUAAUUCUUGUACAGAGGGGCUUGAGAUUUUUGCUGACAGAAUGAAUUUGAAUGUGAAUUUUUACACCCCCCCCUGUUUCCCCCCCCUCUAAAUGCAUAGAUUGUACAUUUCUGCUGCUAGGGUUUUAAAGACGGAAACAAGCAACUGUGUGUACAAAGUAGUGAUUAAUAAAUUAGGCCUCCCUUCCUGCAGGGGGAGCUCUCUAGUUCAAGUGAGCAAAGCCUAGUGCCUCAUCGCCGGUCGUCCAUCGCCUGAUUUUUAUCUUUCCUUUUAAUUUUUACGUUUGAGUUUGUGGCUGUCUACUUUUGUUUAAGCUCAUCGUGUGUCAGAAUGGCGGCUUCGCUGCUUCAACCAGACUGAGGCGUUGAAAACUGGAAAUGUUCAUAAUAUCUGGAAAUGGACUGGUGAACUGUGAAGGGGGGGAGUGGGGGCUACAUGGUAUACAGGCACUGAAUCUAGAAAAGAUGAACUGAAUGAGAAACUAUAAUGGACUUCCAUCUCUGCCUGUAACAUAAGAUGGAUCAGUGAGAAUAAGACUAACAAAUGUCUGUGGUACUCUGAAGCUGUGUCCCUGUCCUGUACUGUAUACUACUGCUGCACUAAUAGAUGUUUGUACAGCAGGCGGUUGAAAUAAUCAAUUUCCCAGUUAAUGUUUUUUCCUGAAAACGGUCCUCAGAGCCAGUUGUGAUGUCUUUAACUUUUUACUCAUUGAAAGCAUACUGAGAGUAACCCUUGAAGCUCUGAAGUGAAAGGUCAGGGCUGCUUAUAAAACAAAAUGAUUGUGCAUCAGAACUUAGUGAGGGUGGUCACUUGGAAAAACCUGAAAACUAAGGUCUUUUAGGAGUUUAAUUCUUCUACUCUGCCAGAGUAGCUUUCCAUGAUUCAGUUCAAAAUAAUCCUUAUUCUUUGAAAUCUCUUCAGAGAGAUUAUCCUCUGUCUGAAACAAACUCUAGUGGCCUCUCUGAUUUUAAGCCAACUUUAUUCUGAUUGGCUGAAGGUUGUUGGCUGAGAUGACCACAUUGGUGACAUCUGCUCUGUGACAUCAUACAAAGCCAAGAUGAGACAGAGUGCUUAAUAUGAGCAUCCAGCAUUGUAUUUCUACAUGAGGCUGAAAAGGAGGAAAACUUAAUGGAUUGAGAAGUCCACAAAAUAAUCACUUUUUUCUGUCUCUAAAGAGAUUUGGAAGCUCCUUACGUUUUUAAAAGCUAUAACGGUGACAUUUUACUUUACUGAGAUUUUUAAAGCAGUCAAGUUUACAGCUGUUCAUUGAUCCAUUCAUUCUUUUGUUCAAUGCAGUAUUAAAAAGGGCUGCAUGCUUUUGAAUAGGUUAGCCUGUGGUUGCCCUUUAGUCUAUCAGUUAAAUUUUCUGUAAAUUGUCCAGAAAAAGGUGUUUUAAUUUUCCAGGUGCUGAGAUUAGGUCUGUAAUUGAUAACAAAAAGAGUUUGGAAUUACUUUGGAAUAAUCCACUUUAAUACAGUUGUUUGUUUGUUUUUUAUUCUGCACCCCACAUCAUGUUUAGAACUGGUGAGUUGGUUCCUGAUACUGAUAUUGAUUAUAUUUCAGAAAAAACCCCUGAUAUUUAUCUUUAAAAAAGACUUAUAAUAUAAAAUAUUUCUAUCCUAGUAGUGUUAGUUGGAGUAUGCGGUAUGCAGCUGGGACACAGCUCUGAGUGGUAGCCUAUGUCUUAUUCUAUGGGCAUUGCACUGUUCUCCGUGUGUUUGGGUUCUUAGACUCUGUCUAAAAACUAAUGUGUGCACGCUUCUGUAACUUUUUUUUUCUUGAUCAAAAAAGUGACACAUGAAAAGACUAACACAUCAUGCAGAUAUACUUGUUUUGUCACAUUUUACAAAAUGACUUUUGUUCAUAUCGGGUGGGUUUUUUUUGUUUUUGUAUCUGACUGCUUUGAUCUCUCAAACUGUCACCGUUUGAGGCUUCAGACCUUCGACAUGCCACUUCAUUGUUCUGUUACACAGAGGACAGAGUUCAGACUAAGCCUUAAUGUGAUGUACAGUGUGCUCCUCUUUUGUGCUCAUUUGUUUUGUUUGUUUAAUUAGGAACAGCAGAAUGGUUGCUCUGAAUUUCCUCAUGUCUUAGAAUCUCGGUGGCAUCUGUCCCCGACAACAUCUUUCUUUUUUUGUUGUUGUUCUAAUGCAGUCUCUUCCCACAUGUGUCUGCUCAUCUUCAGUUUACAUUUUUACAUUGUUGUUCUGUUCAGCCAUCUUUGAAUAUACACUUUAAAGAAAA
Messenger RNA from Haplochromis burtoni (Burton's mouthbrooder), 5758 nucleotides. RefSeq names its product dolichyl-diphosphooligosaccharide--protein glycosyltransferase subunit STT3B. The transcript has 16 exons. The record is from RefSeq and is a predicted model, not a curated record. NCBI's taxonomy places the organism in Eukaryota, Metazoa, Chordata, Actinopteri, Cichliformes, Cichlidae. Gene Ontology annotation, cellular component: membrane. Gene Ontology annotation, biological process: post-translational protein modification. Bases 259 to 2673 code for a protein of 804 amino acids. Gene Ontology annotation, molecular function: dolichyl-diphosphooligosaccharide-protein glycotransferase activity.